Molecule: messenger RNA, 1224 nt
Organism: Limulus polyphemus (Atlantic horseshoe crab)
Lineage: Eukaryota; Metazoa; Arthropoda; Merostomata; Xiphosura; Limulidae
Product: probable glutamate receptor
Exons: 7
Cellular component (GO): membrane
Molecular function (GO): glutamate-gated receptor activity
Source: RefSeq, a predicted model, not a curated record
AUGAAGAAAGAAGAAAUUGAAAGUCUGGUCGUAACUGGAAAGAAAGAAGGAAGGAUAGACUACGGAGAUGAAUAUAUCAACACUGGAAGUUCUUUGUGCCAGAAAGAAAAGAGAUCUGUUGAAGACCAUGGUCACCAACAUCCUGUUUGGAUGUGGUACCUAGGGAGAGAGAGAGAGAAAAUUGACGAGUGGAUUCCUUUUGUCAGAGUAGAAGACAGUGAAUCUGGCGAGCUGACGAUUAAUGGACCAAUGGCAAUCGUCUUUAGAUACCUAGCCAGAUCUCUUCAUCUUCGAUAUACCUUCAAGGAGCCUAGUGACCAGACAUGGGGAUCAAAGCUCCCCAAUGGAAGUUUUACAGGAAUGAUGGGAAUGAUGCAACGGAAUGAAGCGAAUAUUUCUGUCGGACCUACCACCGCUGGAUAUGAUCGUCAGCAGGUUGUGCAGUUCACUAACACGCUCCUAGUGGACAGCUAUGGAAUACUCACUGGACGACCUUCGACCUCUACUGAUUCGUUUGGAUAUUUGCUAGCUCUAGAAUGGAAGAAAACUACUGAAGUAUUUUUUUCAGGAGUUUCAAAAGUUCCUGUAAGUGUAUCGGGGAAACUAUUGAUCUCUGUUUGGCUUGUUGCUGUCGUCGUCAUUAUGGCCUCUUUCGGGGGUCAUCUCCAAUCCUCGCUUGUAAUAAAGAACAAAGGAGAGCGUAUUGAUAAGCUGGAAGACGUCCUGAAAUUUUCUGAUGUUCCCAUUUUUAUAGAAGGUGGUAGCGCAAGUGAAAUUCUUCUUCAGCAUAGCAAGAAUAAGAUAUUCAAAGCUAUUUGGCAGAGAAUCAUUGCACAACCAAACUCCAGACUACCGUGGAGGGAUCUCAUCUCGGAUGAAAACUUAGACAAAGUGGAGUCUGGGAGGCUUAUCAUCAUUGCCUCACAACUAGGUAUAAUAGGAGUUCUGAAUGAACGGUUUUCUAGUGGAAAGUCUUGUCAUUUUCAUGUAGCAAGUGAAACAUUUCUUUCCAAGUUCAUGGUGAUUGCUGUUAAUAAGAACGUCCCUGGAUAUAUGAUGGAAAACUUAAAUCAAAGGCUGGGCCAUUUCACACAGAGUGGUAUUUUCCAAAAAGAGGUUGAAAAAGUCACUCAAAAUGCCACCAGGUGCAUUCAAGGAUUAUCGCCACAGGUGAUGUUGCAUUCUCAGAGUUUGAAUGAUCUGAAAGGAGUAUUUUUAUUAUGG